Porites lobata is the source of this 15204-nucleotide messenger RNA. The record is from the annotation of a GenBank genome assembly. Lineage: Eukaryota; Metazoa; Cnidaria; Anthozoa; Scleractinia; Poritidae.
AUGACCCACCCUCAGACAUCACACCUACCGGUCUCACUUGGGCAAGCAAUACACAGGUCUCGCUCUGAAGAACAACUACCCUACGGCAGCCAAAAGGCGGAAACGAAUCUUUCAUCACGAAAAAGUUCGACAUCGACUGUGAAGCUCAUUCCCACCUUUCCAAAACUCGGGAGAGAACUAAACGUACGUUUUGAAACUUCAGAACAACGUGGAUCAAGGCUGGUUGAGGGGAAGUAUACGGAAUUUGAACGUGAGAAAAGACAGUUUAAAAGGAGGGCGAGAGAUCGACAAGAGAUUGGAAGCGAACAGGAAAGUUUCAACAAGACACUUGACACAGAAUAUUGCGUCAGAGUUAAAAUGUCUGUAGUACACGCUGACUUAAGUCCAGCUGAAAUAGAGAGUGAGCUGAAAGAGGCUCAAGACGCUAUCAGCAACCUUCAAGAUAGGCUUCAGAACGAGAAGAGAUUAUCUACUGCAAAAGACACCACCAUCGAAAAUCUACGCCAUGAGAUUCAUCUCUUGGACCAAGAACUGGUAGAUAAAAGAAAAGAAAAUGACAAAUACAACGAUGAAAUGAGAAAACUGCGAUCCAAAACAACUUCUCUAGAAACAGAAAACAAAAUUCUUGAACGCCAGGUUAAGAUGAUGAACGAGUCAACGAAAAGACUUCAUAACGAGCUGCAUGAAUUACGAAGCAAGCUUCGGGUCCAGGAGACAAAAGUCGGAGAGCUUCGUGUGCAAAGAUCGGAAGCAGUUCGGAACUAUGCGCAUCUUCUCCAAACAAGCGUGGACAAAGGCACAAGGCUACGUCAUUUUCUUCAACAAGUGCAAAAUGAGAUUCUGGAACACAGUGUCACGACGAAGAAGUUUCAAAUACAAAAGGAGGCUCUUGAGAAUCUUAUGCAAGAGGAUAGCGAAGAGGACUUGCAAUUUAAGAAGUACGGAUUAAUUUCGCCACGGAAAAUCAGGAGAUCGUCCUACGCGCUGUCAAAGGAGGAAAAAGAAAACGUGCGGAAAGGCGUUGAAAAUGCUCUGGCGAGUAGGAAUACCAAACUCCCGGACAAAAGUCUGCCGAUUGAACAGCUCACAACAGAAACUGAGAGAAUUGUUACUGAAGGACUGAAAACACGCCUGGGACAAGAAAACGAGGAAAGUUCUCAAACGGCAAAGCUGAUGCAAGAAGCUAAACACCAGAUAAAACGUUUGGACAGCAUAGAGUCCGCGCGAGUUGAAACUUCUAAGCGGUUGCAAGACAAAAUAGGUACGCAGCUCGAAGCCCUUGAAGGAGAACUCAAAGAUCUCUCCGACGACCUUAGAAUGGCGCAGAUUUCAAAGAAAGAAGACGAAGAAAAAUUACGAUCCAUCACCAAAUUCUCCACAGCAGAUGAAAAUGUUGACAGCAUAAGUCGGGCACGAAGAGCAUCGCAAGUUGAGAAGCUGGAUCUCGAAAGCGUGGUACACAACAUGGAACGAAAGAGUGACAGCGGCCCCAUGUCACCAAGGGAUCUUGAAAUUCUUUCAAUAAAGCGCAAAAUGGCGGCCAUGCUUGACGACAAGUUGAACCUCUCGGAUGCAUUAAUUGCUUCCCACAGCAGUCUCUCCAAUCUCGAAAGUCUUUUGGAGAGCAGAGGCGAGGAAAAUCAGAAAUUGGAAAGCGAACUCACGGAAAAGGAAAAAAGAAUUUCAGUCGCGGAGGAAAGUUUGAUAGAAGCACAGAAAGAAACCGCGCACCUUAAAGAAGAACUCGAGACAGCUUUGGGCGAAGUGAAAAGAGAGACGGGUGAAUUAGCGCAAUCCAACGAGAAAGGCAGAGGUCGAGGGCAUAGAGUUGAACUGAACUUUACCCCAAGCAAUCAAGUUACACGAAAAAACAAGGCUGAAACCUUGAACGACGAGUCCGACCCAGCUGGGGAAAAAGACAUGUCAAAAACCAAUGAAAACACACCUGCAUACAACAGAGCGGAUAAGGAAGUUCAAGUAGGCGGUGAAAUCUACGAUCUUGAGAAAUUUCCACGAGAAAAUCCUCGUUACGCAAGGAGACGGUUAUCGUUAGAUGUAACGGUCAGCGGUCAUCCCAAGUUACAGCGAAAAAUUAGCAAAACCGAGUUGAAGCUGGUUAAGCGAGUAAACAAAGGGGUUCAGGUAGAUUUAAAUGAUAAUUGCAACAAAACAGCACCGGAUAGUUUCAUAGAUGAAUUUCCGGGAGAGAAGCUGAGCCACAAAAAUCAAGAGUUUCAGGUCGUGAUGCAACAAAAAGGUGGAGAGAUCAAAGACCAUGAAAGCGAGCUCAGAAAACCGCGCGACGAAAAGACAGAAUCUGCAACAAAUAGCGAGGAUAAUACGCAUUUUAAUCAUCCAAUGAGAAUAUCAGAGCUCUGGAAGUCUCUUGAAGAAGCCAAACGUGAAAAAGAAGAGGGAGAAAAACGAAGUAAACAUCUCGAAGAUGAGUUAGAAAAGCGAGAGCAAGAGAUUCAAGCACUCAUCAAAGCUUUGAAGAUACAGAAGAACGGGUUCUCGUCACCGGCUGAACUCUUACCAAGUAGCGAUACAGAAGUAGUACCGCAAAGCAGCGAAAAUGUAAACGAAAAGGUAACUAUGGGUCUAGAAAAAGGCCGACCACUUGAAGAACUUGUCAGUGCAAAAGAAGUCACUUCGUCUCUUCAUGAAUUUGUCUUUGACACCGAAGAUGAUCGAUGCAUUCGAAAUGACCGAUGUUUGGACGACAAAAGGACAGACGAAAAGAAUAUUUCAGUGCUAGAGUCGGUGAUUAAUGACAUGAAAAAAGAGAUAGAAAAUAACGACCAUCAAAAGAAGCAACUGGAAGCGAUUUUGGGCGAAAAGGAAGAAGAUUUACGCAAAGCAGAAGAGGAAAUCGAACUUUACAAAUCUCAAGUUUCUGCGAUGAAAAUUGAACUUGAUGAAACGUUAGCAGAGAAAGAAAAAGAUACUAAAGAAAGUGAAGAAAUGAAGAUGCAAAUAUCUGAGCUAAAAAAAGAGAAAGAUAGUGCAAAUGAAAAUGUCGAAAGAUGCAAAUCCGAAAUAGCAGACUUAAAAUCGCUACUAGAAGAUGUCAAGAGCGAAAAUAACUGGAAGUUGAAAGAAAUUCAAAGGUAUAAAGACGAGAUUGCAGAAUUGAAGGUUUUACUCCGAAGAUCAAAGAACGAAAACAUUAAUGUAGCGAAGGAGUAUGAGUUGUACAAAUUCGAAAUAUCUGAUUUGCAAGCAACACUUGAAGAGGAAAGAAAACAAAACCGAGAAGCAGCGAAGAGAAUCGAAAAGUAUGAAACGCAGAUUUCCGAACUGAAGAGUUCUGUCCAAAAAUUGGAGGAAGAAAGCCACGGUAAAACAAAUCAUAUCGAAGAUUUAAAGCGCCGAAUUUCAAAGUUGAAAACUUUGUUCGAGAAAGAAAGAGAAGAGAAGGAUGCUACAAUAAAGAAAGGGGAGAACUACGAAUCGGAAGUUUCGGAUCUCAAAGGUGCUUUCACUGAGUCGAAAGACAAAAAUAAUAAUACAGUUAAUGAUGUCGAACGCUAUGAAGCCCAGAUUUCAGACCUAAAAGCGGCUCUCGGGGUGAAGGAGGAAGACUUAAAAAGGCGUGAAACAGAAAACAGUGAUCUCAAGAAGGAGACAGAAAAAGCAGAAGAAGAGGUUCAGAAGAUGAAAAUAAAAGAAGCAGAGACUAGACUUGAAAAGGAAAGGUUAGAAACUAGCAACUCCAAGUUACAAAUCACCAUCGACAACCUAAAAAAGCAACUCAUGGACGCGGAUGAAAAAGUGAAGGAGUUAGAGCUUCAAGUUGAAGAGGAACAACUGGGGAUUGGGCGUCUUCAAGAAGAAAUUAAGGUGCUUGAAACAAAGGUACACGUUAGGGAUGAGAACUUGGAACAAAAGGUGGAGGAGAUUUUAAGGGGAGAUGAGCGUAUUGAGGAGAUUAAACGAGAAAGAGAAGAACUUGAGAAAAAGAUGGCAGAAGUGCCGCUUUCAGAUCAACAUGAGCUAAAUAACGACACGAUUGACGGUGAGACACUUGUGGUAAAAUCUGAGGAUCAAAGCUUGUACGAGAGUUUACCUGAAAACCAUGGCGAUGAAGACAUAGACGACUUGCAAAAAGAACUGAAUGAAUUUAAGGAACAAUUAAAGAAUCUUCACGUCGAAUUAAAGGAAAUUCAACGGGAAAAAGUUGAUUUAGAGGACACGGUGCAAAAAUUGAGAAAUGUAAGAGACAGCCAAGAAAAAGAACUAGAACUGCUUCGACAACAGAAUCAAGUGGUUGAGAGCAGUAUACAGGACACUGAACGAGCUCUGAGGAAGGAUCUGGAGAUGAUGGAGGAGAAGGAGAAAGAACUGAAAGAACUCAUGAACGAGGAAUCUACAAAGGCGAGCGACAUGGAGAGUUUGGAAGCAAGGUUAAGGAACGAACUUCAAGAGAGAGAAUCCACAUUAGCUGGUAAGUUAAAUCAACUCAUCUUUCUUAUUUCAAAACUGGACAUUUGCGUCUCAGUAUGGCUCCAAACUCGGCUAAUUUGACACAUUUUUAAAGCAUUAUUAUCAACCAGCAGUCAUUUUAUUAAUUACGUCUAAUUUAUGUUUGAGAGAGAAAAAUAUUGAGGGGAAUAAAGGACAUCGGUGAUCACUGAAGAUCAAAAUAAAUGUCGUCACGUUUUAACAAAUUCUCCUCUUUACUACCAUACGAAAUGUAUGGGGAGGAGGUUGCAGAAUAUUCAUGUUGGUAUUACAGUUUUAUAGGUUAUAAUAACGCUUCUGUAGCUCGAUUGAAAAAGCCUUUACUGCUAAUUUUAACUCUCCUAAUAAUGUCACCGCUUAAUAAAACAUAGAAGUCACCAGGAAGGAACUGAAUGAUUAUCUUGAAUACUAAGCAACAAACUCCUCAUAAGUACCACAAGAAACGUAAAGAGAAUGUGCAUGUAUAUAGAGGAGAUUAAAUCAAAACGUAGACAAGCUAUUUGAGACGAGUCUUAUUUCAGUUGCAGGCGACAAUAUAUAUCUUGUGGUUCAAUUUUAUCCCUGGUUUACAUUUUUUCCGUUGUUUCAGACUCAUUACCACACAUUACCAUACCCAAAAACAACGAAAAAUAAAAUUUACCCCAAGAAUAAAACUGAACCACAACAUCUGUGACUGAAUUUACGCGCGCAGAUCAGCAAUGCUCGGUAGCUUAUGGUUUCUUUGUAAAUGUUUCAGCAAGAACAUUUACCCUGCAUUUAAACUAUCUAGCACUACUGUAGUCUAGACAAUAUUUCACAGUAAAUUAUAUGCUUUUUGAUAGCAGGCGGCGACUGAACUAAAAAAUGUUAACAAUACUCAUCUGUCGCUUCUUAUAAGUUAAAUUGUGGUGAGAGCUAUUGAAAAGUCUUUUCGAAAGUUGAUUUUACCACUUACAGUUUCAAAUAUUUUAAAAAAUUCUUUGAGUUGUCUGUUAAGGAACGACGUUUUCGAGCAAAGCACGUCAACCAAAAGUGGACUGUUUGCAAUCUUGGGGAGUGAUUUUGACCAAAUUUUCGGACAAAUCGUCUCUGUAAUUAAGAGUAAAGACACUUAGUAAUACAAAUUUGUUAGCGUCAAGGCAUAUUAAAAAGAGAAAAGGCCUCACUUCUGUUUGACGUGCUUCGCUCAAAACGCCUCUGCUUAAACUCCUUAAUAUUGUACUAAUGAUAACCCUAACAAUCCAGUUUUCCAAAAAGAGCUUUAUUCCAUUGCGAAAUGCAUUUCCGAAGUCACGUUUUGCUGAUAUUUCAGGUCACAAAGCAAACCAGCUGGCCUUAUAUAACAUUUGGCGGUGCUUCGAUUCAAGAUAACAAUAGUUUGCCUCCUUCAAGUCUUUCAAAGACACGAGAACAAUGAAAAGCCGCGAAAAUUUGGCUGUGCGCAGAAGUGCAAAAAGAUUGAGUCAAAACUCGGCGUUACUUGAAAGCGCGCUCAGCGCAACAAGAAUAAAUUCAAUAACUAAAAUGCAACAGGCUGUAAAACAAACUGUACAAGCCGUUCGUGCUGUUGGACAUAAGCGAUGGAGAUAUUUUUUGUACACAAUCAUAGAACAAUUACCAAUUACAACUUUCUUGUCAUGUAAACAUCGAUUUUGUAAAUGGAGGGCUUAUAAGGUACUUUUUGACCAACUUAUAAUCCACAAAGAGUAGCCAAAACAUACAGAACUCAGAUCAACUCAUGUUUGAGGUCUUUAAAGGCGUUUUUUAAAGCCAACGGUUGCAAUGAAAAAAUAUUGAAACAAAUAAUAUAUACGAUUACAUCUACUUCUAAAUUAUGACAACAAUAUUGCACUUUCCACUCAAUCGUCGGUGCCGAUAUUUCCAGGUUAUUAUACUUUAUCAUUAUUUUUUUUUCUACUGAGCACAUCGGAGGCUGAAAUUUAACAAACGCUCUGUUUUGACUACGCUAGUUUGCUCAACUUGGCUUCAGGAUUAGCUAACAAAUGGCUGAUUUGAUUUGCAUGAAAUAAUUUUAAGCUCCUUUUGUGGGACGCGCGAUGUUUGUUUGGCUCAAAGAAACUUUUGUUCGGUUAAAGGACGCGCUAACGUUGCUGUAAAAGAAAUCAUAUACGUGUUAUGUCUGAAAGUUCACUUAAGAAUUGCUCAAACAAACUAAGAACAAAUCAACUCGUAAAUGAAAGAAACUGUUAAUUCCACUGCCGGAAAAUGACUGUUCAUGAGUUAGGGUUCAAUUUAGCCACUUACAACUGUAAUCAAAAUGCCAAGAACGCCAAUUAUUUAAAGACCCAAUUCCCAAUUGGAUUAAGAAAGAACAAUUCAUCACAGAUGCUGUAACAGCGUCGACGCGUUAGUCUCGGCGUUAAGUGUUUAUAGCCGUGAUACAGAAUAGUUUGCUCUUAAGGUUUGUCAAGUGUUUGUUUGUUUACUUUAGCACUUAUCGUUUCCGCUAAGCGAUAACCUUAACACUUUUCUUUACAGCAAAGGAGGAGGUAAUCGAUUGGCUACAGCAGGAGAACCAACGAUUACAAGUCGAGGCAGACAAGCUUAAAAUGGACAUCCAGCAGCAAGCGUUUGACUGGAAGCAAAGAAAGAAGAUGGAGGAAGACUACAACGACCUGGCUGACAAGAUUAAACAUCUGACGACGGAAAAUCUCGAUCUACGGGCAAAGAUCAAAGAAAAGGACGAAAGCUUACGACGGGAAGAAAAGCUGCGAAUGGAAAAUAUGAAAAGCUCAGACGCUUUAAAGAUCAAGCUGGAGAAGAUGACCACAGACGAUAAGAAGCAGAGGGAGAGGUUGUUCAGCUUGAAAUCAGCGUGUUCCGAGGCUAACGAGGCAUACGAAAUUGUCAAGAAACAAAACUACGACAUGAGGAAGGAAGUGGACAGUGUGAAGAAGAGGCUCAGCGAGAGAGACAACGAGUUAGAAGCGUCAGAGAAAGAAAAAGAGAGAAUGGAGGAACAGAUCUUGAACGCUUCCAGAACAAUCGAUGAUCUGCGAAAGAACGCCAGUUUCCGUAGAGACGAGAGUGUGUCGCCGGACUCAGCUCUUGGAAUUUCUCUUACAUCUGCUUUUGACUUCAGCUCUGGUCCAAACAGUCCGAAUUCUGUUUCUUCGGAUAAUGCAUUCUCUGGGGAAAAUUAUGGCGGCCAGGAAACAGGACUGCUGUGCAAGAUGCCGACUAUGAUCGAAAACUUUCGUGCCGUUGUGCGCGAAAAUGAAGUAAUGCGCGGGAAACUUUACGAACUAGCCGUCAACAAGGAUAAGAUUGAAAGUGAAUCGAAGCACCUCACAGAGCUGAAUGCGAUCCUCAAAAACGACGUCGCUGUUAAAGAGAAAAACGUGUCCAGUUUAGAAGACAAAAUCAAGACAUUAGAGAAACAGUCACGAGAUGCGAAGAACAAAGUUGUUGAGUUAGAGCGCAAUUACACUGUUGUGUCCACGCAAGCUGAUCUGUUGAAAUCCACUCUCGAAAAUCGAGAGAAAGAUUUUACAGAAUUGCAAGAGAAAGUCGAGCUCCAAGAAGAGAAGGAGAAAACGCUAGAAUUGUAUUCCAAAUCAGUGGCGGAGAAAUUCGAGCAUGAAGCUAGCGAAAAGAAGAAGUACGAAGAUCUGUCAAGACAACUUCUUAAAGAAACUACCACCCAGAAGAAUAUAUUGCAAGGUAUUGAGAAGAAACUCUCGCCUUCUAGUAAUGUUGAAGCUCAUUACUUCUCCGAACAAGAGGAUGUUACCAUGGCAACUGUUGAAGACAAAGUGGACGUCUUGCUAAAGAAGAAGAAAGAUUUAGAAGCUCUGGUUUCCAGUCUUCAAGCGGAAUGCGCAGAUUUGCAACUGGCAAACGGCGAACUUCAAAAAGAUUUAACGCAGUAUUUGGAAUCAGAGAAAAUGAGGCAGGAAUUAGAAGGCGAGCUCAAGGCAACACGAAUUCGUGACGAGCUAACAAGUGCUAGAGCCAUUAAGCUCGAAGAACAAAAGGCCGCAUUACAAACUGAAAACAAAAGCUUGGCAGAAACGAUUGCGGAGUUGAACAAGAAGGAAGAAAACUCCGAGGUUAAGACCAGCGCUAUGAAACAAACCAUCCAAAUGUUGGAAAAAUCCAACGAAAAUUACAGAGAGGAAGAAGAAAAGCUGAGGAGCGAUUUACAAAGAGCCGAUGAAGAAAAUACAAAAAUGGCCAACGAGCUCAAAUCAUUUCAAGCCAAGAUGUCUGAGAUUGAAGCCACAAACGACGCUUUCCAAACUGAAAACGAGAAACUACGAACUGAUAUCAUGGCAUUAUCUAAAGCGAAAUGUGAUGUCGAGCGGACGAUUUCCGAAGCGGAGAGGCAGAACAAGAAGUUGAAAGAAAUCAAGGAUAAGGAGAGGGUGAGCCGAGAGAUCGUUGAAGCUGAAAAGAAUGAAGCUCUGAUUCAAUGUGAAACACUGCAGGAUGAGCUGGACAUAGCGAACAGUCACGUGGUAAUGAUUGAGAAAAAGAAGAAGAAAGCUGACGAAACGAUAGCUGAAUUACAGAAGAACAAUUCCGAAGCGACUUCCGAGAACAGAAGGCUUGCCGACGAGUUACAACAAGCAAAGAAGGACUUGUCGGAAAUGGAUGAACGAUACAAGAACUCGGUUCAAGAGGAGGAAAAUCUGCAGCAGAAAUUAAAUCUUGCUAACCUGGAAAUUGCUAAGCUGGCAACAACGCAAGAGAGCAACAUGAGGAGAAAUGACGCCUUGGAAAAAAAUCUUGUAGAGUCAAAAGGAAAGAACGAAGAGCUUGAAAUACUACUGGAGAAGACUCGCUUAGAGAAAGCUAACGCACUUAAAGACGUCAACCAAAAAGAAGAAGCUAUCCACUCGCUUGAAGCAAAGAAAAACGAGCUCGAACAAGAACGACAGAGCCUUACCAACGACUUAUACGUCGCUACGAGAAAGGUUCUAGCACAGCAGCAGAAUGCGGAAAGCUUGUUGAGUGAAGUAAACUUCUUGAACCGCGAGAUGAAAGGAAGUAUUAGAAACGCCCUGAGAAAGGAUGUUCGAAACACAGACGAAAUCCCAUCGCCAAGAGAGGGAGAGAAAGCCGUCUCGGAUAACGAAGUGGUCAUGCAAAAUUUACGACAAGGCAUUCGCACUACCGAAAGAAAUCUCGACUUCUUCCGAGCAGAGGCGAAGAUCCCCGAACACGAGACGAAAAGCUGCCAGCGAGAUGUUGAAUUUAUAAACAAGGAGUUCAUGGUCCUUCGUAAUCAACUGUCGACAUUUUCUACCACUUCUCAGAAGCUCUGUGAGGAAAUUAAGAAGUUAAAAGAAGAUUUGGCUCAAAAACAAGCCUUACUUGAAGAAACAAGGGCACAGCACGACGCUCUUAAGGAAGAAAACUUGGAAAGUCGCGAUUCCGUUAUUCAGCUGCAGAGCAAAUGCACCGAGUUGGAGUCACUAUUUGACGAGUACGAAACUAAGGCAGAGAAACAGCAUACAGAACUAGUCCGUGCAAACCAGCAGAUUUCUACUCUAGAUUCAAAUUUGCUGCGAGCUGAACAGAAAAAGAUCGCGCACGAAAAGGAGCUGUUGGUUGCCCACGAGAAAAUCUCCCACUUAGAGGCAAGUUUAAGAGCGAUGAAGGAUGAAACUCGCAGCGAUAAACAGAAGAUCGCAACGCUGGAGACGGAGUCGAACGAGAAGCAAGCUCUGGCUCGAGAACUCGACAACACUGAAGCAACUCUUAGGGAAGUCAGAUCAAAGUUCGAUGAGGUGCUGAAAGAAAAGGAGGAGGCUAAGACAGAGCUGUAUGGAAUCCGAGAAGAGCUGCGCCAGCAACAGACUGAGUCGAAGACUGCGCGCAAAGAAGUUGAAAACCUAAAGAAACAGAUGAACUCAGAAAAAGACACGAGAAAGAAGGUGGAGCUAGACUUAAACGAAAACGCUGCGGUAUGCAAAACAUACAAGAACAAUCUGCAAGACGUAGAGCGAACACUUGCAAAAAUUCGAGAGGAGAACUCAGAGCUUGAAGAGAAAGUCAGCAUUCUAGAGACAACCGGGAAUGCGCUAAGGAAAGAGACCGAGCUACAAGCUAUAGAAAUGAAGCGACUGGAAGAGGAACUUGCAGAUUCAAAGGAGCAGUACGGCAACUUGUGCAAGAAUCACGAAGGCAGCGAAAAAGAGAGGAAAAGGCUAACCAAUGAAAUGAUCGCAGCGGAGGAAAAGAUCACAAAACUCCAAGGAACAUGUGAUGAGCUGUUAAAAGAAAAAGAAACGAGCUCCGGGAAAGUUUUAUCCCUCAAUGAAGCGCUGGAGGUGAUCAUCGCUAGCAACGAAGAAACAGCAGCUAACUUGAAAACUGACCUUCUAACUGCAAAGAAAGAACUUUCCGUGACCAAGAGCGCGCUAGAGAGAAGACAAAAACAAGUUGACGAUCUGCAAGACGAGCUGAGAAACGACGAGCUCAAGAUUAAGUCCCUCGAAGAUAAGAAACAGGAGGUGUUUGAGAAGUACUGGGCAAGUCAAAACGACCUAACGGAGGCAGAAGGGACCAUAGACAAUCUGCGAUCUGAGAACAAAGAACUGAAACAACAAAAUGCCUUAUCUGCACAAAGGAUUCAACAACUACAAGACACCCUGCAAUCUGAGAGAGAUACCAACGAGAAAGAAGUAGCGGCGUGGAGCGAUCAGAUGAACAAGCUCAAGAAUCAGCAUCAGAAGAACGUGGAAGAGCGCCAAAACUUGAAAAGAGAUUUGGAGCAGACUCAAGGGUCGUUAGCAAAGUCUAAUGAGGAUCUGAAGCAAACGAGUGAGCUCUUGAGCGAGAAGGAGAAGUCGUUCAGUGAAGAGGCGAUCAAGCGCGAUCAGGCCUUACAGGACAUGUCAGCUCAAAACACAAGUAUGGAUAGUGAGCUCGCAGAAACAAAAGACGCACUUAAAAAAGCAAGUUCCGAAAACGAAGAUCUGAAAGAAAGACUAGACUUCACAACAGAGAAAGCAGAAUCGCUAGAGAAGGAGUUACAAGAGAAAAACAGCGACAUUGAAGACCUCUUGGCUGAAGGACAAGCAAAGUUGAAUGUUGUCCAGAAAAUGAGGGCUACCAACAGUGGAGAACAUUUCGCAGAGUUGCCAUCGUCGGAUUUCGUUCUCCGGGAAGACGUCGAGGACACAGACGGAGUGGACGCAAGACCUACUACACCUAUGAACACCUCAAUGAAAGACGUCGUGGAUUCUUUUCAUAAAGCGUGUUUGGCGUCCUUUAACGACAACAGGACACUUCAGCAGGAGCUGGCGGCCAAAUCGGAAGAAAUGGCGCGCGUGGAGGAAAAUCUUCAAAAGGAGAAAAACAAUGCAGCGGAGAUGAAGAGGUAUCUACAUGACUUGGAAAAGAAGAAAGCAAAGUUGGAAGACGACGUUAAGCGGUUAAGAAGACGCUUAGAAGCAUUGAAGCUUAAGAGCGUGGAAAUGGAAAAGGAAAAAGAUAAUGAAAUCACAGAGACGAAAGGAGAGAAGAUUCUGCUGGAGAAAGAUUUGUGGAACACCAAAGAAACUUUAGAAGAGCUAAAAGCCCAAAUGAAGACUUCAGAAGAAGAAAAGGAGCGAUAUGCUAAAGAUCUAGAAGCCUCGCGUAAGCAGAUUGUCGACGCAAAAAGCGAUAUUAAGGGAAGCCAGCAGCAGCUUGAUGCUCUACAGGAAAAUAUUCUCCAGUUGAAGAAACGCACGUUUGAGUUAGAAGCCAAAGAUAGAGCAAUGCAGCAGCAGAUUCAAGAAAAAGAAAAGGAGCUUAGCGCUAAUCAGUCCAAGAUUGAAGAGAUGGAGAAGUUGUACAAUAACGCAAAUGAAAAGAAGGCGGAGUUAUUCGCGAAGCUUGGCAGAGCCGAAGAGCGUAUCGCUAACUUGGAGAACGACUGUCAAGAUAAGACAACAGAAAAAAACUCUCUUGGCGAUCAGUUGGCAGCUUUUAAAGACGAUUUGGCUGACAAGUGCUCACGGUUAGAAAAAACGGAGGAGGAUUUAAAUAAUUCGCUCGAGAAAUGCGAGGAACUGGAGAUACAACGCGGAAGUCUACAAGCGACAAAUGAGAUCUUAAAACAGCAGUUAGAAGCCACAAAGAAAGAAUGCGCACAACAGGAGGCUCUUCUUGAAAAGGAGAAAGAACUGUGUAAAGCCUUCAGUAAUCAACUCAGUGAUGUGAAAAAGGAAAAGGAGAACAUUGAUCACGAGCUCAAGGAAAUUCGCGAACAGAAGGAACAAAUCGAAGACCUGCUGAAUAAAUCGGAAGAGAACCUUAACAUUGCCGAGGAAAAAGGCGCCAACUCUUUCCACGAAGUUGAAAAUCUCAAGCGACAGAUGAUGAAGAUACAGAGCAGCGCAUGCGCCGAUUCAGCACGAAAAGAGCUCGAGAUUGGCAAGUUGAAAGCCGAGGCUGACUCGCUGAGAAAGGAGUUAGACGAGAAAGUCAGGGAUCACGACGAGACCAUAACAACGCUGAAAAUCACGGAGAAGGAGAAUGAAUUCCUAAAGAAGGACCUGGCUCAGAAGCAUAACCGAGAGUCAGAAUUGAAACUCGAUCUCACGUCGACAAACAGCAAACUGCAGAGUUAUGUGAUCGAGAGAGAAUGCUGGGAACGCGAGGUGAAAAACGUCUUGAGUGAAAUUGAACAGCAGAAGAACGCAAGCCAAUCAAAAGAGGAGAAAAUGGAACGAAUGCGCACGCGCUACGAGAAGGAAAUCGGAUUUUUGCAGGAAAGAGUGGAGGCCCUUGAGCGAGAAGUGCGGAUUAUACAGGAGGCAAACGAACAACAAAGACACGCAGACGAAAUUGCGGGUAAACUGGCACUCGAGACCAAAGACAUGGAGAUUGAUAAUUUAAAACUUCGUCUACAAGCAAGUCGAAUGCAUACGAGUGAGAAAAGCGACGUGUUAGACAUGAUGAAGGAACAGUUAAAUGAGAGAACCAGAGAGAUUGCCGACCUUAUGGAGCAGAUACGAAUGUUGAAAGAAAGUUACCACCUUGAGUUAGGAAGUAUGCAUGCUGAAUUAAAAUGCGCACAGAUGGAAAACAUGUUGCAUAAGCGGGGAGAAAUUAGCGACAGUUUUGGAGGAUCAAGGCAGGAAGCCGAGCUGCUUGAAGCCAUCAAGGAUAGCCGAAAGGAAUCGGAGCGCUUAAGAAAUAUGUUGAAGAACAAGAUGAAGGAGAUGAAAUCCCUCAGAAAGCACAUCCUGUCAGAACGAGUUGGUGGAGCGAAAAAGCCUGGAUAUACAAUGUACUAAGACCACAUACUGAUGAAAGACUAAAGACUAAGAAAGCCAAAAAGCUGUAAGAACUGAACUUUGCGAACGCUAAGAGUACAGAAUGACAAUAUAUAAACCAAGGGUAACUUUGAGCAGUUUCAAUUAUAGUUCAGAACUAUUUACUCUAAGUGUUACACUUACUUUGCGGAAUCAAUGAUUGAUUUAAAGGGGCUAUGUCACGCUAUUUCAUGCUAUAUUUCUAAAAAGCUAAAGCCGUUUUCGCAUCAAUUGAGUCCAAAAGUAAUCAGAACAAUGGCUCAGUUUUGUUAUCGAAGACCUUUCAUGUGGUCUCUUGCAACAGAUGAUAAGAAUGGACAUGAAUUGAAACUUGAAAAAGUUGGGCCAACCUUUACAAAAACACGAAAAAAACGUUAUUAUGGUUAGCACUUCUUGAUGAAAUCUGUUUGAUAUCUUCAUAACACUACAGGAGUGUAUUUUGCAUGGUAAUGACUCCGGCCCAGAAUUAACCCUAAACAGUGAUAUUCUCGUCGCAUAGCCCCUUCUAAGUCCAGAGAGUGACUAACAUCAAUUUUCUCUCAACAUUUUUUAAUAGAUUAUCCAUAAAUAAGGUUAUGAGAAAUAGUCAAAUGAUUAACUGAGGAAAACUGCUUUGGUCUUUUAUUGAAUUCUCUCAACUAAUUCUCCAUGCAAAUGUAAGGAAUUCAGUUUGGAGAAUUUGUAUCUGGAUAUUGGGCCUUAAAGGGCAACUUGUAGCAAGAUUUCUGACAAAUCAACCUAUAAGAAACAAAGACCAAACCAACGUGACUCGACCUUUUGUGAGUUUUCAUGUGCAGCAAAGAUUUUGUUUUCCAGUUUGCAUUGGUUUGUGACGUUAUUUUCAACCAUGCUGAUUGACAAUAAUUAACACAGAAAUUGCUUGUAACUUAACAAAAGAAGUUUCCAUGCAUCUGCCCUGCAUAGUAGGAUAAAAAAUCGUAUAUAUUUUGUCUCACAAAUAAGUUAUUUAAGGUUAAAUAACCAUUGAGAGUAACCAAGGAAUAUAGAAAAAUUACCUUUCUUACAUAGUGAAAAAUUUAAUAAUAUAUUCAAACAAUAUUUUCCUAACAUUUCUCUACCAAUGUGUAGGUUUCAGUCCACAGAAGUUCUCUGGAUCAUGGAAGACUAGAGUUAUGAAUUGUUUUAUCUUCUCGUUUCAGAGUAAAAACCGCUUGUUUGAAACACCUAGUUCUCUUACCAUAAUGGUAAAGUUAAGUGCUCUUCCCUUUCCAGAGAGCUUGCCAAUAGGCCCUUUGCAGCUUGCCAUACUCGUGGUAGAAAAUCGCCAUGCUGGGAACCAAAAGUCACACCGGGACAAGACGAACAAAGGAAAUUACCAUUUAAAAUUAUGUAUGCCUUUUGUUGGUCUUGCCCCAGUGCGACUUUUGCAUACCAGCAUGGCGGUUUUGUACCACGUGAAUGUCAAGCCGCAAAGGGCUUAUCACCAAAUUGAGAUGCAAUAAAAAGGACAUGUAAAUUAAGCCUU